GGUCCAGGUUGUUCAAAGUAUGGAUAGUACUGGCCAACAAAUAAAUGACAGAUAUCAAUUUAUCAAAUGGACAGAAUUAUGCAUGUAUUAUGUCUGAACUGCUGAAUACUUUGUACAUUGUUUUCACUGCUUGUUUUGAGCAUCUAAACAGGAGUGAGAUAUUCUUUAACCAAGCAAACUCUUUCUCAUUUUGUAGCGACAGCUCUUGGUUUCUUCAGUGGUGUGCCACAGCCCUGCAUCAGAGCAGAAAUGUCCAUAUUGGUCGACAAAGAAGAACAAGGUGCUCUUUUUGCCAUCCUAGCAUCUGCUGAAAGUUUGUGCAACUUUUGCAGUCAAUUGAUUUUCAAUCCACUGUACACUUGGACUAUAAAUGAACUCAAGGGAAAAUUUGCUGCUGGUAUAACCUUUUUCAUCAAUGCUGGGAUUUUGCUAAUUCCUAUGGUUCUUAUUGGGAUUAUUCAGAGGUUUAAACCUUCAAAACCUAAGGAAUGUCCAACUCUUAUUGACAACGAAGACCCAGUUUCAUAAAGAUGACAUUAGCAAAUGAUGUCCUUGUAUAUAUGCACUCGCACUUCGGAGCAGUUUAUACCAAUUGUACAUAUUGCAAUUUGUCGGUCUCAAAAUUCAUUCUAGGCAUGACAAGAAAAAUUAUUUUAAUUUAAGGCUCGUGAAGUACAUACAUGCGUAAACGUUAUCCUUAGACAAACCAAAAUUUGAAAAGUAAAUGAAUUCAUUUUAAUAAUGUUACAUUUUGAAAUUCUCAAAUCCAUUCGCAAAGUACGUGACACCAUAGUUAGUAGAGGGGACUAACUAUGGUGACACAUUGUGUUAGUUACGGUGUCAAGCACAGCAAGUGUGAAACAAAUGGUCAAUAAGUUUGUUCCCUUUCGUUACAUAUUUGUAAUUUGAAAACUUGCACUGCUUUAUUUCCAAAAUCCAGAAAUCUAUGUACUUCUAUGAAACUGGCAUGCAAAGAUCUUGGUGCAGAUCAAACAGUUUAUCUACUCGAGGGAGGUUUCGGUUUCCACAAUAAACCAGUUCCCACACUAACUAUAAAUUUUUCUUGAUUUUUUUGUGGUACUGUACUUUAGGCGCCAUUUCCAGCUGUUUUGUGAGACUGCGUUCUUUGUUAUGCUAUUUAGCUUACUUGCUUGGUGAGUGAUUUCUAAAUGCAAAUGUCAAAGGAUGACAGCAAAGAUCAACCAAAAGAAUCGUAAUUUAGGGUCAUCGUCAUGGACACUGUUAUCUGCACAUUAUUGUACUGCCAUAGGGCCUUUUCGAAAUUACCACCCAACAAAUAAAAAAAAUCACAAUGUUUAA
This is a messenger RNA of Orbicella faveolata, 1320 nucleotides long. RefSeq names its product proton-coupled folate transporter-like. The record is from RefSeq and is a predicted model, not a curated record. Gene Ontology annotation, cellular component: membrane. NCBI's taxonomy places the organism in Eukaryota, Metazoa, Cnidaria, Anthozoa, Scleractinia, Merulinidae. Gene Ontology annotation, molecular function: transmembrane transporter activity. Gene Ontology annotation, biological process: transmembrane transport.